AUGGAUUGCUGUAGCAAACCUUCAUCGUUAUGUCAGCUUCUUGUGAAUGCUCCUUGUCUGCUGCCUUCAGUCAUUCUGAUGGUGAUGGAUGGCAAGUGAUCCCAUGAAUUUAAUGGUUGCCUCUCAAGUGACAAGUACUUCUUCAGUGCCCGUUCGUGUUUCACUUCAGUGCUAUGUACUAGGAAAUCCCACAAAUCCCUGACUCAAUGCCAGUCUCACUUUUCUCAGUGUCCGUUGACAGAUUGCAGUGUUUGAAUAAGAAAGAGCAUUAUCUUCAAGUGGUUGUGAAUCUCUGCUUCUCAUUUGCCCUCUGCCAGGUUAAACAUUUGCAGUGUUACACUAGAUGCUGUCAGGGGUUUCCUCUGCCUUGAACAGGGAACUGUGAGGUCCGAGGUUGAGGUCUUUGUUUGGUGAGUUCUGCCAAAGGCUCAGACCUCUGUGUCCUCAUCAUUGUGGAACAGCCUCUGUGAUUGAUUGGGAGGCAGAAUGAAGCCUCUGGAUUGGUCAGGCCUAGGAUAAAUACUUGAAGAAUUGUAUUCUGCCUCUGCAACAGAACAGUAUCUUGUGCCUGCUCUACUUGUGGCUACCAGAUUGGAAAAUUUGACAGAUUUGCCUAUCCUUUUGAUAGUGACAUAGACCAGAGCCCUAGAAAGUCCUCAAAUGCCACCUCCCAGGUCAUUGAGCCCAGGGCAUUGAGCAGGAAUGAAUGAAUGAAUCUUUCUUUGUGUCAGCCAUCGGCCAUAGCAAUAAAACAACAAUACAAUAUACAAAGAAUAGAAAUCAAAAAGUCAAUUAUAUAAAAUACACUUCAGGGUUUUGAAUCAAUAGUCAAAUAGUGAAUCUUGUUCUGAUUGCCCCAGCUAAAAAACCUUGCAGCCUUUGCUGUCACCUGCUCAUCUGAGCAGGACUUUAAGGCAGAAGUCUACAGCGCCAGUCAACUGAGUGGGAGGGCCUGCUAGUGUAGCAAGCCUGACUUCUUUAUUGUUUCAGACAGCACAAUAUGUUGGGUCUGCCCUGGAAAAGCCUAAUUCUCUCUACACUCUCCUGAACUUAACUCCUCCUGAGCUGGGCUACUUCUUCUUUCACACACACCCUGGGAAGCACCAUAGCUCAGUGGUAGAGCAUCUUCUUUGCAUUGAGAAGGUCCCUGGCCCAGUUUAUGACACCUCCAGGUAGGGAUGGGAGAGGCCGCUGCCUGGAACCCUGGAGAGCUGAUGAUCAGGGUAGAUUUGGUUGAGCUAGAAGGGCCCCGUAGUCUCAGUAUAAGGCAGCUUCCUACGUCCUUAUCCAUCUGCACACCCAACAGCACAAGAUCGGAACUGUUGUGGCUUCCUUGUUGUUGUGUUCCCAAACAACGGAAGGAACUUUAUAGUUCUUUCCCAGCUGAAUACUUGAAAUGUGUGGGCAGCAGGAAAGUGAAGAUCAGUGAUGGGAAGGAUCUGGAGAUAAAUAUGUUUUCUGUAAAUUUUUCAAAGUUAUAGUCCACAACAAGAUUCUCGUGUUUAUCUUUCUGGGGCUACAGGAGCAUAUGGCAGGCUUAUUUCUGUCUGUAUGCCAAAUUCUAUUAUCUGUUUGCAGAACACUUUUAUUGCCUCCCCAACCACGCUAAAUAUUUACUUUUCCACUUUCUUAGCUUUUACCCCCUUUGCUUUCUUAAACUCAGUUGACCUUUCUAUAUAUUUUUAUUAGCUCUUGGCCCACAUUUUUCAAAACCUGUGUGUGUGUGUGUGUGUGUGUGUGUGUGUGUGUGUGUGUGUUUACAAAACUGGUAUGGCUUCUAAACAACAAUUUUAACUCAGAACUUAUAUUUUCAGAUUCUUGGAAUGGAUCCAUUUGGCAAGCCAAUGGAAGGAAUCAGAAAUACCCAGCUGGAGUGAUCUGGGUGCCCAAGGGAGUGGAGGAAUUUGCAGUUGAUUGAAUUGAUCACUUUGUAUUGAGUAGAAUUCUUCCCUACUCCUGCCCAAAAUUACCACUACAAAGCUAUAUUCCCAUAACAGUGCAUUUCUCGUCUGGCCUCUUCAUUCCACAACUUGAAAGUCAGAGAAACAAAUACCGUACAAUUUUUAUUAGCUGCUACCGAGUUUAAACCAGUGGCUGAAGUUUAAAUCUGGUGCAAUUUUAUGCUUCAGAACUCUUCUGUAAGCUGGUGGUGUGCCCUGAAAGCUGGUUCAGAUGUUCUUUGGAUAUUAAUAUUUACACAAGCCAGGGGUUUAACUAUUUCUUCAUUUCUUUCCCCACCCCCCACCCAGGCAAUAUCUUUGUGGUCAGCCUGUCUGUGGCAGACCUGGUGGUGGCUGUCUAUCCCUACCCUCUUAUAUUGACCGCCAUCUUCCACAAUGAAUGGACCAUGGGCGACAUCCACUGCCAGAUCAGCGGCUUCUUCAUGGGCCUCAGCGUGAUUGGCUCCAUCUUCAACAUCACAGCCAUCGCCAUCAACAGGUACUGCUACAUUUGCCACAGCCUCCGGUACGACAAGCUCUUCAACCUGAAGAACACCUGCGGCUACCUUUGCCUGACGUGGCUGCUGACCCUGGUGGCUAUCCUGCCAAACCUUUUCGUGGGCUCCCUGCAGUAUGACCAGAGGAUUUAUUCAUGCACUUUUGCUCAGACGGUGAGCAUGUCGUACACCAUCACUGUGGUGGUGGUCCAUUUCAUCAUCCCUCUCUCCAUCGUGACCUUCUGCUACCUUCGGAUCUGGAUCCUUGUGAUCCAGGUCAAGCACCGGGUGAGGCAAGACUGCAAGCAGAAAGUGCGUACGGCUGACGUGCGGAACUUCCUGACCAUGUUUGUGGUCUUCGUCCUGUUCGCAGUGUGCUGGGGGCCAUUAAACUUCAUCGGCCUGGCGGUCUCCAUCAACCCUUCGAAGAUCAUCCCGCAGAUUCCAGAGUGGCUUUUUGUGGUGAGCUACUUCAUGGCUUACUUUAACAGCUGCCUCAAUGCCGUGAUAUACGGCAUUCUCAACCAGAAUUUCCGGAAGGAGUACAAGAGAAUUCUCCUUGGCCUCUGGAGUCCACGCCUGCUCUUUCUUGAUGCCUCGAGAGGUGGGACAGAGGGGGUUAAAAGCAAGCCAUCCCCGGCCGGAACAAACAACAACCAGGCUGAAAUCUUAUUGUAA
This is a messenger RNA of Podarcis lilfordi (Lilford's wall lizard), 3115 nucleotides long. The record is from the annotation of a GenBank genome assembly. NCBI's taxonomy places the organism in Eukaryota, Metazoa, Chordata, Lepidosauria, Squamata, Lacertidae.